AUGCGGCGCGACCCGCAGAGCUUCGGGGCCGCGUGGCAGCGGGACCAGGAGCUGUGGCUGGGGGCGGCGAGGCGCAGCAUGCGGCCCGGAGCCCGCGCGGCGGUCGUCAUCGGCGACGGCGGAGGGAUCGACACGCUCGACUCCACGCGGCGGGCGGCGGAGGCGGUGGGGAUGCGGGUGGUGGCGUGCGCCUCCAUCCGGUCCGACUUGCCGGUCGAGGAGCGGCUGCAGGGCAACCGGCGGACGGAGCACGCGCUGCUGCUCGAGGCGCCGUUCACGCUGAGUCCGGCCUUUGCGCCUAGCUAG
This is a messenger RNA of Emiliania huxleyi CCMP1516, 306 nucleotides long. RefSeq lists its product as hypothetical. Lineage: Eukaryota; Haptophyta; Isochrysidales; Noelaerhabdaceae. The record is from RefSeq and is a predicted model, not a curated record. The coding region runs from base 1 to 306 and encodes 101 amino acids. The transcript is spliced from 2 exons.